CCGUGCAGGAAACUGAAUUGUAGGUGAUGAUGGCGGAAGGAGAGCAGCGUUGAGUUGUCUAUGAGUUUUUAUUCUAACUGUAGAAACCUCUACUACAUCGUUUCUCUCCUCCUAAUCAUCUCCCGAGACGAUGGGGAAUGAAGGCAGCAUCGAGGGAGAGGGCCAGCCGGGACAGCCCGGCUCCACUGUUCCUUCUGCGAGUGCUCCAUCUUCCAUUUCAGCACCAGCGGGCUCUGGACAGCUCAUCAAACCCAGCAAUGGUGCGCCAACAGGAGGUACAGGGGCCGGACCCGGCCCGGGGAUUAACAGCAUCUCUGGAAGACCCCCCCAGCCAGACCCUGGGUCCAGCCCCAAGGCGGGGGUCCAGACUGGGCCUGGUACAGGGGACCGCCUGGCAUCCCAGGGGGAGCAGCAGGGCCAGGGCCACGCCGCCCGUAAGAACCUCCAGGUGGAUGUGGGUAGUAGCAGGAUGGGACGUUCCCCGUCGGUGUCCCCCGCCAUCACCCCCACCUCCCCCUACUCUGUGCCCCAGAUUGCCCCCAUGCCCAGCAGCAAGCUGUGCCCCGUCUGUAAGACAGCUGACCUGACAGGCACCACGGAGGACAACCAGCCAAACUGCAGCACCUGCACCCAGUGCCGAUCCAUGGUGUGCAACCAGUGUGGCUUCAACCCCAACCCGCACCUCACCGAGGUCCAGGAGUGGCUGUGUCUGAACUGCCAGAUGCAGAGAGCUUUGGGAAUGGACAUGGAGACACCUCGCUCCAAGAGCCAGCAGCAGAUCCACUCUCCGUCCCACCAAGCCAAACUAGAGCCCAUCUCUGAACCUCAAACUCAGCCCCCACCCCAGCCCCAGGUCCAACCCCAGCCCCAGGCCCAACCUCAGCCCCAGGCCCAACCUCAGCCCCAGGUCCAACCCCAGCCCCAGGUCCAACCUCAGCCCCAGUCCCAAGCCCCACCUCAGGCACAGCCUCUAACCCAGCACCAGGCUCCGACACAAGCCCAGCCCCCACCAGGCCCUAACAGACAGACUGGUCCAGGCCCAGGUCAGACCCCUCAACAGCAGAGAGGGACAGUGGGUCCAGUUCCAGCCCAGGGUCAGGGUGGGGCUCGUCUCCCCCCAGGAGCCAUCCCUCUCCCAGGCAUGGCCAAAGCCCCGUCCCAGCCUGACCUCCGUGGCUCUCCCGCCCACCAGCCCCUGCCCCUCCGCCAGGACCACACCCGCAGCGCAGGGAGCUCCCCAUCCCGCCAGCCCCCGCCCCCGGCCGCCGCUCCUGAGCAGACCUUUGGAAAGCUGUUUGGAGGCUUUGGUGGCUUCGGUGCGUCCCUCCUCAACCAGGCCAGCACCCUCAUAUCAGUGGACCCGGUACCCACCCCGCCCCAGCAGCAGCAACAUCCCCCCAAACCUGCCCCUAAACCAGCUGGACCCCAAGAACCUGCAGCUGGGGCAGGGAAACCACCAGGACCCCAUCCAGGCCAACAGGGCCCCCAUGCACCCCAACAGGGCCCCCAUACACCCCAACGGGGACCCCAUGCACUCCAACAGGGACCCCAUGCACCCCAACAGGGACCCCAUGCACCCCAACAGGGAACCCAUGCACCCCAACAGGGACCCCAUGCACCCCAACAGGGCCCCCAUGCACCCCAACAGGGCCUCCAUGCACCCCAACAGGGCCCCCAUGCACCCCAACAGGGCCUCCAUGCACCCCAACAGGGACCCCAUGCACCUCCCCAGCAGCAGCAACAGCAGCAGGAUAAAGGUGCCUGCUGUCCCCUGUGUAAGACAAGUCUGAAUGUGGGCGUGACUGCCCAACCACCCAACUACAACACCUGUACCCAGUGCCACGCCCAGGUCUGCAACCUGUGUGGAUUCAACCCUGCACCGCACCUGGAGAAUAAAGAAUGGCUCUGCCUGAACUGCCAGACCCAGAGAGCUUUGUCUGGGGCCCUGGGAGAUGCUCCACUUCCUGUUCCUCAGCCAAUGGGAUCCCCACGGCACUCAGCCCCAGCCAAUCAACAACAGCCUCAGCAGAAAGGGCCCAAUCAGCAGGCAGGGCUAUGGCCCACUGAUCCUCAACAGCAACAAAAACCACUGGGUGCCCAAGUAAGUGGCCCUCCUUUCUCCCCUGCCAAACAGAGCAAGGGGCCUGCCCAACCCUCCCCUGCCAAGGUACAACCCUUCCCAGGUAAGAGUGCGCACUCCCCUGCCAAGGGUGCACCCUCCCCCACUAAAACAGCAUCCACCCCUGCUAAGGGUACACCCUCCCCUGCCAAACAGAUAGGACCCACUGCCCAGAGCAAGGGUACUGCCCAGCCCUCCCCAGCCAAGGGUGCACUGUCCUCUGCUAAAACAGCAUACACCCCUGCUAAGGGCACACCCUCCUCUGACAAACAGACAGGACUCACUGCCCAGAGCAAGGGUUCUGCCCAGCCCUCCCCUGUUAAAUUUGCAUCCACCCCUACCAAGGGUGCACCCUCUCCUACUAAGAGUGCACCAACUCAACCUAAACCCAACAAGCAGGCCGGUAAACAGCAGCAGGGCCAGGAUAAAGCUAAAGUCGUCCCCAAAGCUCAUAAGGAAAAUGAAGCCAAAGCCUCACCCAAGAAGGGAGCACCUGAAGCCAUCACCACAUCACAUGAUGAAAAGAAGAAACUCGUUGAAGAUUCACAGAAGUCAAAACACCAUGACGAUUCCAACAAGUCCAGCACGCAGAGCCUCAGUGACACGGGAUACUCCUCAGAUGGGAUCUCCGGCUCCGUGGGCGAGAUCACAGGCCAUAUCCGUGAGGAUCCGGGGUUAAAGCUGAGUGAACGUAGCCUCUCCAGCCCCUCUGAGAUCACUAAGCUAGAGAGCUCCAUGCGGCCACUGCUGGAGUCCAGGUCCAAGACCGCUACAGACCAGGGCGGGGAGAACAACUCUGACGGGGAGGUGUCGGACGAUCUCAGCUCCAAGCUGCGCCACGACUAUGUGGAGGACAGCAGCGAGAGUGGUCUGUCCCCCUUACCGCCCAGGCAGAAGAAGUCCCAUAAAGAAAUGACAGAUGAGGAGUUCAUGAGGAGGAAGAUCAUAGAAAUGAGCGCUGACGAGGACGAGAUGGAGGAGGAGGAAGGGUACGGCUACCAGAAAACAAAAAACAAAAAGGAUUUGGGGAAGGAGAAACGACGCAGCCUCACCCACCAUUCCAGUAGUUUUGAGGAGGACACCAAGGGGGUAGAUGACGAAGAAGAUGAAGGUAUGAUGGCUUCCCAAGGAGGCCUGCGGCGGUUUAAGACCAUUGAGCUGAACAACUCAGAGCAUGACCUCAGAGAGCCAGAGCUGGAGAUGGAGAGUCUGACUGGAUCACCAGAGGAGCGGUCGAGGGGGGAGUAUUCAUCCACCCUUCCUGCCACAACUCCCAGUUACACAUCUGGCACGUCCCCUACCUCCUUGUCCUCCAUGGAGGAUGACAGUGACAGCAGCCCCAGCCGCAGGCAGAGACUGGAGGAAGCCAAGCAGCAGAGGAAGGCUCGCCACCGCUCCCACGGCCCACUCCUGCCCACCAUCGAGGACUCAUCCGAGGAAGAUGAGCUGAGAGAAGAAGAGGAGCUUCUGAGAGAGCAGGAGAAGAUGAGAGAUCUGGACCUGCAGAGGAUCCGCAGUACAGCCAGGAAAACCAAGAGGGACAAAGAGGAGCUAAGGGCCCAGAGACGUAGAGAGAGAUCCAAGACUCCCCCCAGCAACCUCUCGCCCAUCGAGGAUGCCUCCCCGACAGAGGAGUUGAGACAGGCAGCGGAGAUGGAGGAGCUCCACAGAUCCUCCUGCUCAGAGUAUUCCCCUUCCAUGGACUCAGAGGCAGAGAGCUUUGAAAUGAUGAGCUCCAAGCUCUACAAGUCAGGAAGCCACCACAACCUACCCACCUUCAUGUCUCUCUACUCCCCCACUGAAAAACAUACUGCCACUUCACCGUUGGACAAGACACUGAAAAGUGCAGAGGAGGUGUAUGAAGAAAUGAUGAGGAAAGCAGAGAUGCUGCAGCAGAGACAGCCAGGAAGGCCAGGCCAACAACAAGGAAGUCCGCAAAGGCAACCGGCUGGAGCACCUCAGCCUAGCAGCAAACAUCAUCUAGGCACUGGAGCACCUCUAACCCCUGGCUCCAGCCCCACACAAAUCUCUGCACCUGUUUCCUUCUCCCCAAACGACCCAUGUGGGGCUGGAAAAGGGGUCCCACCAGGAAUCAGUGUGACACAGCAUCUAUCGAAAGAAACCCAAGACCGGAUGAGGACGCAGACUGCCAAAAUAGGGGGUGUUAUCCCCCCAGUGGCUGGAAGACCAGGUCCUCAGGGACCAGCACAGGGGGCGCCUCCUCCUGACUCUGGAGCACCCUCCAUCGCAUCCUCCCUCUUCUCCUAUUUCAAAGGCCCCAGUCCUCCUGUUUCCCCUUCCCCCUCUCCCUCACAGAGUCCCACUCAUUCCCUGUCCCUACGACCUACAGGGCCUGGGGUGUCCCCACAAGAUUCUCAGCCUGGCGCUGGUGGUGCAACCUCCCCAGUACCACCGCAACAACAUGGAGCCCAGAUGCCUCGAAGAACAGCAUCGCCAUGCCUUGCAAGACAAGAGUCCUCCUCCGACUCACCAGUAAUGGGGAUAACGCUGGGCUCUAAGACCACCACCAGUCCUGCCAGGCCUCUGACUGUAAACUCCUCCACUUCUCCCCUGUCCUCGCCAACACAGGCUAUCCGUCAACCCAUGUAUCAGCAAUAUAUUCCUUCAACAAGCUCUCCAACUUCCCCACAAAUGCAUCUAUCGCAACAAUCCCCUCAACAUGGUUUACAGAGGCCCCAAAAUGCAGAGAGGGUUAAUAUUGAUAUAAGCAUGACAAUGACAACCACAGCUACCACAUACAGUCGUGGGUCAAUAUCAAUGGAAAAUAUCUCCCUAUGUAGGAUUUCCAAUGUCCCAGGUACCUCUAGGGUCGUAGAGCAGGGCCAAAUGCAAAUGCGUCUGACUAGACCUGCAUCAGUAGUGGACCUGAGAGCACCAAUGAAGGCCGCCCCAAUCAUCAUGACAGACCAAGGCAUGGAUCUAACAUCUCUGGCAACUGAUACAAGAAGGUAUUCCCUCGAUGCUGAACAACCCCACAACCAUCACAAAUCGGUGCAGCCACUGAAUGCUGCCGUGAACCUGAAUGCACAAGAGCAGCCGCACGUUUCGGCGUCCACUCCAACAACAGUCAGCGUCACCGUGGCAGCCUCCAUGUUUAUAUCUCAGCCGAAGGGGCAUCCAGUGAUUUACGGAGAUCCCCUGCUGAACCGUAUGGAUCUGGGGCAAGGCGUUGGGUCAGCAAUGUGUCUUACACAAACUAAGCCACCCAUUACUGACCCGUCCAUUCCUAAGAUUGAUGCGUGUCUGGAGGAUCUGGGCAUCCAGCAGCAGCAGCUCCAGAUGCAGCAGCAGAAGCUCCUACAGCAACAACAGCUCCUCGAGCAGCAGCUCCAGCAGCACCAGCAGUCUUCCUUUGCUCGCUAUAACCUAGCGAACCAGGUCCAGCCACUGUUGCUGAAGAAAGACCUGGUGGUUAGCCAGACGAGCAGUGGAAGUGCCCAGCCUGUGGUCAGUGUGAUUCCUAGAGUAUCUCCCAUGCCUCCCCAGCCAGCGUCUAUAGUUCUACCUCCCUCUAACAAUCAUCAUGACUAUGGUCAGAGUGGGCUUGCCUUGGAGUUGAAGAACAAGCCCACAGUUAUGAACCUGUCUACGGGAAAGCCCCAUGUCAUGAUGGUCCAACUGGAAGAUAGCAAUGCGUCUCAGAUGACCACUGUGACUCAGCUGGUCAAAGACCCUCCUCCUCCCCAGGUCCUGGAUCUCACUGGUGGACAGAUACAGAAACCAGAGAACCAAGUGGCUUGUUGUGACGUUGUUUACAAGCUACCCUUUGCUGGUAGCUGUGCAGGUAACUUAACUCAGAAAAAUUCUACCACUGAAUCUUCCCAAGUCACUCUUCCACCCCCUGCCCCACACUACAGUGUAGGCCAGCAGAAACAACAACAACAGCCACAACAACAACAACAACCACCACCUGGUAAUAAUGGCUACCAGGCAGCAAGCAUGCAAGGAGCACCAGAGGAGCGUAAACCGAUGCAGGGAGUUCCUCUAUACCCUAUACCCCUUGGAGGCAGGCUUCAACCAUCCAUGUCUGACACCAACCUGUCUAAUACAGGUAUUCAGUACUAUCAGAGGACUGACCCUGGGGACCUGGCAGUGGAUCUGAGCACCAUGAAUCAGGCCUACGAAGGAGGAUAUCUUGGCAUGGGUGCACAAUACGGAUCCUACACAGACUUAAGUCAUCAAGGAGAUGUUGCAGGUCCUCCCUUGCCUCUGCGAAGGUAUGGCUCCAUGUCCAACAUCAACCAAGACUAUGGCUAUGGUCAGGCAGGUUUCCCGGACGCCAACCUGGCACAGUAUAGUGCCACCACUGCCAGGGAGAUCAGCCGAAUGUGUGCAGCUCUGAACUCUAUGGACCAGUUCGGUCAACGGUACAGCAACCCUGAGAUGAUGCAGUAUGGUUCUGGAAUUGGAGCAGGGCCUGCAGCCAGGCUCAACCUACAGCAAAGCUUAGCAUCAAUCCGAGCCAACCUACUCUAUGGCCCUGAUGGGAGGCCCACAGCACACGGCCAAGCCCUAACCAAUCUGAUCAAUGCCAGACAAGCAAGCAUACGGGCUUUAUAUCCAUCUGCAAUGAGAGGAGCUGACGGUAUGACAUAUUCCACCAUCAACACCCCAAUAGCCUCUACUUUGCCAAUAACCACCCAGCCCUCCUCUGUUCUGCAACCUAUGCCACAAGGAAUAUACCGAUCUUACCCUGCAGGCGUGACCGCUGUACCACUGGCGAGCCUCACCAGGUUGCCUCAUAUGACCCCAAAGAUGCCUCUGUCCACACAGGGACAUUACGGUUACCCUCCUCCCAACCAGUUCACUACAACGGCUGGUGUUCCUGGAAGUGUACCUGCCACGAGCACCUCCACCCAAGAAGCUCCUGUCUACCUUGGGAAGCCUUCUGCAGCCGUCUCUGUGCACACGGCUGCAACCUUACCACUGGCCCAGCCAAUUUCUCAUAUGGGUGGACAAACUACUGCAAUGCCAAUUCAGUCUGCAGUAGUCCCUGCAAACCAACAGACCCCCCAAACUCAAAUCCAAGCGCAGAAUGUUACGACACACCCCCAUACUCAAACUCAAAUGCAAGUCCAAAUGCAGCAACAAAUACAGUCCCAAAUACAGCAACAAAUACAGUCCCAAAUACAGCAACAAAUGCAAUCUCAAAUGCAACAACAAAUAGCAACUCAAACUCAAGCUUCAUUUCUGACUCAAACCCAGUCCCAGCCUAUAACUCAGCCUGCUUCACAGGCUCUAGUGCAGCCCCAUCUGCAGACCAUUCGCCAGAUUGCUUCUACUGCAGCAGCCAGCACCACCAUCACCACUUCGGUCGACCCAGAGCUGGAAAAGAUAGAGGAGCGUUUGAGACAGCAACAGGAGCAGAUGCUGCAGAUGGAGCGAGAGCGUGUGGAGCUGGAGAAACUUCGGCAGAUGCGCCUGCAUGAGGAACUAGAGCGAGACCGCAUGGAGCUCCAGAGGCACAGGGAGAAAGAACAAAUGCUGGUGCAGCGCGAGAUUCAGGAGCUGCAGACCAUCAAACAGCAUGUUAUGCAUCAGCAACAAUCAGAGAGGGAGACCCAGCUGGUCAUGCAGAGGGAACAGCUAUCCCAGCAGAGGAUGCAACUGGACCAGAUCCAGUCGCUACAGCAGCAGCUCCAGCAGCAGUUGGAGGAGCAGAAGAGGCAGAAGACUGCAGUGGUGGAGGCAUCAGCUGCGGCCGCAGCAGCCGCUGCAUCUGCAGCAGCAUCUGCUGCAGCCACUUCCACUCAAGGUGCCAUACAAGGGGUAGUAGUCGGAGGAAUAACCCCUCAAGGUGCCAUACAAGGGGUAGUAGUCGGAGGAGGAGGAGGAGGAGGAGGAACUCCUCAAGGUUUCAUCAUCUGUGACCAGAGUGGUAGGGUGAUUCAACAGGACGGCCAAAGUGUACAGUUCUGGCAACCCCACAUGGAAGGGCAGGUGGUCCAAGCAAUGGUGACCCCAAGGCCCAUACCAAGCUCUGCCUCUGAGAUGUCCUUGAAAAACAGUGAGAAUCAGUUGGGGUCCAGGAUCAUGAAGAAGCAAAACUCUAUGCCUCGUCUUAGGGAUGGAUCGGAGGAGGAGCUGGUGAGGAGGAUUGCAGAUAGCUGCGUGCAGACGGACGAUGAAGAGGGUGAGGACAGGUACAUGAACCGCAGGGGCAGGAGAACCAGGCGGAUCGCCGACUGCAGCGUCCAGACAGACGACGAGGAUCAGGCAGCUUGGGAGCAACCGGUUAGGCGCAGGAGAUCACGCUUAUCCAAACAUUCAGACUCUAGCGGCGAGGUCAAAUCCGAUGGAACCGCCAAAGUGUCCUCCUCCAGCAUAGCCAUUCAGACCACCAACGACUCCUCAUGCCAGACUGAGGCCGACCAGUUGGGCAGGAUCUCACCUGCAAUCCACAUCACUGCGGCUGAGACAAAUAAGGUGGAGCUGCUUCACUACAUCUCUGCCCCAGAGAGAACCCAUACGGGUGAGAGCUUGGCCUGUCAGACAGAACCGGAGGCCCAGUCUCAGGGGGUGGUGGCCCCUCAGCUCAGCGUCCCCACCACCAUCAGCCCAUAUUCCACCUCUAUGCAGAUGGUGGGCUCCACCCCACCUCCUCCCCAAGGGGUGGCUAAGUUUGAGAGGAGGAAACCCGACCCUCUGGAAAUCAUCUACCAAAGCCAGCAGCAGAACGAGUCCCCGUCUCGCCAGCCUCCCAAGUCUCCCCAGGUGCUGUACUCCCCUGUGUCCCCGCUGUCGCCCCACCGGAUGCUGGAAACCACCUUCGCCUCCCAGGAGAAGCUCAACAAGGCGCACGUCACGCCCCAGCAGAAAGCUUUCACUGCAGAGUCUCCUCAGCGUCACCAGAGCCUCCCCAGACCUAUCAAGAGUGUGCAGCGCUCCAUGUCGGACCCCAAACCCCUCAGCCCCACCUCAGAAGACCCUGCCAAGAACAGGUUCUCCCCUUACCAUCAGCAGGCCAUCUCCAACAGUCAGAUGGCCACCCUGCAGCAGCAGCAGAACUCUCUGAUGAGAAAGGUGAAGAGGACCCUACCCAGCCCACCUCCAGAGGAGAGCUCUCUCCCCAUCGUCACCCCAGCCAUGUCCCACAUGUACAGCAGCUCCCCGGGGAUGCAGCCCCAGAGGGUGCUGCCCAGGCCUGCCCAGGGGGUCACCAAGGCCGGCCUGCUGAGCGAGCUGAAGGCCGUGGAGCAAGAGUCCACCAAGCUCCGCAAGCAGCAGCAGGAGCUAGAGGACGAGGAGAAGGAGAUUGACGCCAAGCUGCGGUACCUGGAACUAGGCAUCCAUCAGCGCAAGGAGACCCUGGUGAAGGAGAGGGAGAGGAGGGAGCUGGCCUACAUGCGCUGCAUGGGCGACGCCCGCGACUACAUGUCAGACACCGAGCUCAAUAACCUGAGGAUGGUGGCGGCCACGGGAACGUUCAACGGUAAUGGUCUGCUGACGAGGCCCAGCACGGCGCCGCUGAGCCAGUUCCCCAACGACCUCGGCCCAGCCUCCCAGUACCCGCCCACCUCCUCCUACAUGGCCUAUCAGUACCCACAGAGCCAGCCCACGCCCACACAGCAGCCAACCGCUGCUUACCAACAGAUCGGUUUCCAGCCCCCUCAAUACCCUAUAGCCUCCCAGCCCCAGCCAGGCACCUUCCAGCCCCACCCACCCCAAGGCCCAGGCUACCAGACUCAGCCAAGCUUCCCAGCCCAUGGGGGCUACGGCCAGACUUCCUACCCAACAGACCUGGGCAUGCAGCAGCAUGGCCACCAGGGUUUCCAGCCUCCCACCCCCUCUAUCCCGGGCCAGAACCACCCCUACCCAGGCCAGAGAACAUAUUCUGGCCAGGGCAUGUCCUUCCUGCUGCAGGCUGAGAUACUCACGGUCCACCAGAGGCCUCAUCAGACCUCCUUGGCUGACCUGGAACAGAAGUUGCCCACCAACUACGAGGUGAUCAGUAACCCUGCUGUGUCGGUGGCCACAUCAGCUCCAGACACCGGAUUUGGCUCAGUCUAUGCCUCCAACACCAUGCCCAAUGCCUAUGGGCAGUACCGCCCCCCGGAGCCAGUCCUGACACACGGUGUGGAUAGCCCCACGUCGUCCUACGCUGCAGACGGCCUCUACACCGCAAACCUUGAGCAGAACAUCCCCAGGAACUAUGUCAUGAUCGACGACAUCAGCGAGCUGACCAAAGAGAACACAGGCUCGUCUGUUGACGUUCUGGGACAUCCUGUUGCAGGACGCUAUGGUGAGAAUGGCCCUGUGCACCAAACUGGGUAUGGCAAUGAGCCUGUGGACCCGUACAUGUCUGCAGGCACCACAGGCUACCACCAGCAAGGCUCUGUGGACCCCCGGACCAGCACCACUAUAGGUGGUGGGGGAUCUUCUUAUUACUAUGACGACUAUAAUAAACACCCCAGCACAACACGCCCGGGGACCCAGAAACACCCAUCCAAGAACCUGGCUCCCGCAGUUGUCUCCUCCGGUAAGCGCAGCAAGCACAGAAAGCAGGGUAUGGAGCAGAAGAUCUCCAAGUUCUCCCCCAUCGAGGAGGCACGGGACGUGGAGUCCGACCUGGCCUCUUACACCAUGACCACCUCCACCGGCGGCAGCUGCACUGUGGUGUCUCGGUCCGGGGUGAAGAAGAGCGGCUACGACCAGCGGAAGUACUAUGGUGGCCACCCGGGAAGCCGGGAAGCCCUGGAAGAGGAGGACCGGAUGUACGGCUCGGGGAGGUCCCGGUCUACUGGUUAUGGCAUGGACAAGAUCUGCUCCAGGGACUCCUCCAGGAGCAAGUCCUACGAGAGGGAAGCCAUGGAGCGGUCUCAGAGAGGCGGUGGCGGACGGCCCGGACUGCGCACCCAUAACUCAGAGGAGGAGAGCCCCCUCAGCCCCGUGGGGAAGCCUGUGGGGGUCGGACGAGGUGGCACAGGGGUACCAGUGGACCCCCAUGACGUGAGGAACCAGUAUGGCUCCAGCCACUCCCUGCCGGAUGUCCAGGACCACCACAUGAAGGACCUGCCCAGGAGCCACGUGUACAAGCCAGAUGACCCAUAUCUCGUAGACGAUCAGCACGCUGCUGUGUCGGACAGUGAAGCCUAUCAUCUGGGUCAGGAGGAGACGGACUGGUUUGAGAAGCCAAGGGAGGCUCGCUCCAACCGCUCCAGACACCAUGGGAGCGCAGGGCACAUCUCCACUGGUAGACAACAGACCGGCGCCAACGUGAAGCACACCUAUCAUGACUAUGAUGAGCCUCCCGAAGAACAGGACCUGUGGCCUCAGAACGAGUACAACAACCAACCUCGCCACCCCUCGUCCACCUCAUCAUCCCGCGACCACCGUGGUCACCAAGGCAGCAGCGGCGGCAGCUCGGGGAGGCACUCCUCUUCCCGCCACUCCGGCGAGGAGCCUCGGACGUCCAGCCGCUCCUCCAGAACACACCCCAAAGACCAAUCCACCCGCUCUGAGGGCCGUGGAUCCUCCUCCACCCAGAAGAGGGGAGGCUCGGAACCACGCUCCUCCCGGGAUGGCUACCGGGACUCUGGAGACUACUCCUCUCGUGACCCGGCCUCCGGCCACCACCGCGAGGGCACCAGUGGCAGGGGUCAGAAGCCGCUAGGCUCGUCCUCCAGGAGACAGGAAGGGGUUCCUUCUGCAGGGGCCAAGCAGGGUCUGGGGCAACAGACCCAGGGUGGUCCAGGCGGGCAGCACCAACAGCCCCAGGGGGGUCCAGGCGGGCAGCACCAACAGCCCCAGGGUGGUCCAGGCGGGCAGCACCAACAGCCCCAGGGUGGUCCAGGCGGGCAGCAGCAACAGCCCCAGGGGGGUCCAGGCGGGCAGCAGCAACAGCCUCAGGGGAGUCCAGGCGGGCAGCAGCAACAGCUCCAGGGGGGUCCAGGCGGGCAGCAGCAACAGCCCCAGGGGGGUCCAGGCAGGCAGCAGCAACAGCCCCAGGGGGGUCCAGGCGGGCAGCAGCAACAGCCCCUGUCAGGCAGACAGCCUGGAACCCAGGGGCCAGACGGGGGCCAACCGGCCCAGCAGCAGCAACGUACCCAGCAGCAGCAGCCUCCACAGCAGAGCCAGCCUUCCCAGACCAUAGCCGGGGGCCCUCAGGCCACUCCAGUCACUGCAGGCCCAGGACCCAUAGCAGGACCAGGGCCGGCACAACAGCAGGCUAAACCUGGCCAGACUCCGGCACAAGGCCGGCAGCCAGCCGGACCUACCGCAGGCCAGCCAACAACCACAGCCGUGACUUCUGCCACACCUGCAGCAGCUAUUGGGGGGAUGAAACCUGCAGCAACGAUUGGGGGGGCAGCAGCAGCACAGCCGCCCAAGACAGCUACACCACCCCUCACAGGCAUCGGCUCUAAAGCAACCCCCCCUGGAGGGAUAGGUAACCGGCCUGGUGGGAUCGGCAGUGCAGUGGCAGGCCAGCCCCCAGCAGAGGGCGUCAAUGUUCUCACCAAUAUCCUGGGAGGGGCUGGAGGCGCAGCUGAACAGGCGGGGAAACUGGGAGAUGCUAUUUCUGGCCUCGGGAAGAAGUUCACUUCAUUUUGGUGAAUGGAAGAAAGGAGGGGUAUGAGGAGUUGCGAUGGAGGGGGAUUGGAGGCUUUGUACUAGAAAAAUCUAUGAAACUGUUUUCGCCAUUUUAUACAUUUCACUAUCACAAUGAAGCGGAGAAGGAGGAGGAGGGUACCUGAGUGCAUCAAUGCACCAGCAGAAUGCCAACGAGAGCCUACCUCACAGCUCCCGUAGGAGAGUGAAUGAGACAGAGAGCGAAGAGAGAAUGAAGAUACAAUCCUGUCUGUCUCACCUCCCUGUUUGUCUCUCUGCUUACUGAGAGAAAUAACACCUGAUCCAGGAACAGAACAGGGAGCUGUCACACACCGUAGGCUUGGCUUCCGCAUCGCUCAGCUCAGAAGGACAACAGCGGAGGAUGCUGCUUCUUCACCUAAAUCUCUUUCAUCUUGGAGAGCACACUGAGUUUCAUCAGAGCUCUCCCAUCACUUGCUGUGGUUCUGUGAUUCUAAGACAAGGCCAUAUGGGAGCCAAUGUAGAAGGAAAUGUCACAUCUGGUCAAAAGUAGUGCACUAUAUAGGGAAUAGGGUGGCAUUUGUAAUGCAGACUCAGAGGAGUCCACAUCUGACCAGAAUCAUUCCCGACUCCACACUUUUGUGGUCAGAGGGCCUUAUAACACCAUCACCAUUAUAACACAGUGGAGGAGGGAGAUAGAUACACAGCUCAUAGGUUUUACUAGUACCAAAGAGACCUCUGCCAACUAUGACACUAACUACUACACUGGAGAAGGCAAGGCAAGACAAACAAACGGCGACAGACAAACAAACAAACAAUGCCCUGGUUAUGAACCACUUGAAUGCUUGGUUUCUAUGAUCUCUACAUUCCAGGGAACGAUGACCCUUUCUUUGAAUGUGUUUUUAUUUCUCCUCCACAUGUUGUGAUGAUAUGAUGUCUACAGAAUGCAACAUGUACAUGUGGACACUGGAAUGCACGCACAAUAAUAAUAAAAAAAGAAACCCAUACCUUCUUAACACUUUUUCACCACUACGUCCAGAAGAGGGUUCACCAGACAUUAAUAGACGAGUAGGAUAAAGAGAGGAGAAGCUACCAGUGUGCCCACCAAUAGAGUGUGAGAUCCACACAGGAGAGAGGACCAGAUGGAACGCAAGCAAGCGUGACCAUGGCUGUCUUUUAGCCAUCGCAAAGCCAUCACUUGUCAAUCCCAGAGCACCUUGGGAUUUAUUUUUUUUAUAUAUAAAAAGUAUUUUCAUCUUGUUUCAUUUCUUAUCAUUUUUGCCUGAUAUUAUUCUGAAAAGAAGAGCCUUAUUCGGUACAUAUUUUUUACUUGUAUACCUCAUAUGUUUUGAAACGUCCAUGUCAUACCUUUCUUCAUUUCGUUUUGCACAACUGUAUACUUUUGUAUGCACAUACAUCUAUCGAGAACACUGAUAAUGUAAAUUAUUCAUUUGUGUUUUUAUUAAUUUAUAUUCAUGUGACUUCUGUUUUUAUGUUUUAUGUUUUUGUUUGGUAAAUCUAUUUAUAUUUUAUGGUCUAUUGUUUUCUUAUUUAUUAUCUUACAUUUGAAUAAAUUUCUGGUUGAUUUAAAAGCAAUAGCAUGCAUAAAAUGAUAUACAGCACAUUGGUGUUAAUGUUGUUUAAAUUCAUGGAUGGGAAUAUCUGAAACAUGUUGAUAAACAUCAGCAAUAUGUCUGAGAGAGUUGCACAACUACACAUACACACCUAAAUCUCUAUGUUUACACUUACUCACACAGAGACAUACAUGCAAUCAAGCAAACACACACACAUGCAGGAGUGGCUGGAAGCAAUCAUCAUUUCAAAUGUUCUAUGCAAUGAUUCAUUUUGAAACUGGAACAGACGAAAAACAAAGUUUAAUACCAUAAUGACCAAUGUUACUCACUAGAAUCCAACAACAUUGUGAACUGAAAGACAUCGAAAACCGUUCUGAACAUAUUUGUACUUUGCUAAUUGUAUUUAUGGAUCUGAAUAUUUAACUAUUGAAUGUAGACUUAUUUUCGUGGCAUGUUUUAUAGUACCCCAUUACUCCCCAUAUGGGGGGACUUGUUGCCAAAGGGUUGACUGUGUAGACUGUCAGUCAUGAAUGUCCAUCUUAAUGCUUGAAGCAUGAUUUGCUUGGCUUUGUCCGGCUGUUUGUAUGCUCUCAUUCAAUCCUGGUGUGUGUGUAGCUUGACCAGGGCCCCACUGCCAUGGCGUGUUCAGCUGUCCAGUCCGUGCUGCUAUACAAACCUGUGAGGCGGUUGGUCAGGAAUUCUCAUUAUAAAAUGUCAGUCAGUGUGCGCAUCGGCUGUCAGUGUAUAACCUGAAGGGUGGAGGAUUCAUUUCAGGUUUCUGAUUGGUUGAUCAGACUGUACAACAAAUAGAAUGGUUCCUUAUGCCUCUCUGCAUUAGGAAUGGCAUCAUGUAGUAAUAGAUUAUGAGGGAAACAACUUGAUGUGCUUUGAAGCCACUAAAAGUUGCAUACAAAGAACAACAUCAAGGUAUCAUUAGUAGUUGUAGGAACAAAUGGGAGAAAUCCUAACCUCCACUUAGUCAUGCAUUGCAUUUUAAGUUGAAAUUAGGAUUCGCCCUUAAAUGAACAGUCUAGAACUCAAUCAGUGGACCACUGAACCUUCCAUAUCCAAGGCUAGUCUAGAGGGAAUCUAGAGGGUACUGUCAAUCAGGUCAGAGAAACACAACAUUCUGCUGAGCCCAAGUCAAUCACUCAUCCAAUCAGGGCAUGUUAUAAUUAAAGCACAAGCCUGACUGGUAUGUAAAGACAGAAAUGUAACACCAAUAGCAUAUGUGUUAUUGAUUUCAAGGAGAGGUAAAACAAAUGUGUUAUCUCACGGUAAUAAUAUAAAUGAGAGUGCAGGAUGAAUCCAAAGAGGGACCUUGGUAUAGAUAGCUGCGAGCUCACCAUCUUUAUGGAGACGUUGUGGUCGAUAAGAGAAGCAUGAGACCAGACAGCCUUCACUGACUGUAGCUGUCCAAAUGGACAGACAGACAGACAGACACACAAACACACAUUCUCACUGUAAAUACAGAUGGAUUCUUCUGUACAGCGUUUGAGUUCAUAGUACGGUCGUCUUGUGCAUUCCCACACCGUACUUGCUGCCAACUUUUGUGCUUUUGUGUAUAAAAUAAUAUUUAUUCUAAUUAAAUAUCAUGAUUAUGAAUAUAAUGAUGAAAUAAGCAUAGUGUAUCUGGCUGGCUCGUAUUGACUGUUGGCAACAUUGGAAUAAACUUGUAUUCAGAUACAUAUUCGGUCUGUGUAGAGUUUCUAUACAUAUUGUGUUUGUAAAACAAGGAGAAAUACCUACAUGGUAAAAGUUUAUCCAGGCAUUCUAUUGUCAUUCUAUCGGGAGGUUUCAAAGUUGAUGAGAAAUGAUCCAUUUUUUAAAAAGAGAUUGAAAUAAGAGGAAAGAGCUAAUUGAAAAUGCAACAAAAAAAAUCCAGAAAAAGUCUAACUCAAGUCAUUCACUGUUGUAAGUGCAAUGGGCGAAACGUCAGUUGUGUAUCCAUUGUGAAACCUUGUGUUCUAUUCAGUGUAUUCCUGUAAACAGAUAGAGUAACAUUUUGGUGAAUCAUGUCAUGUAAUGUGAUUAAUGAAAAUAUUGACCCUGCAAUUUCUUUCCAAUCAGGAAAAAUAAUAAAGAGAAAAUCAAGAAUC
Molecule: messenger RNA, 16340 nt
Organism: Oncorhynchus mykiss (rainbow trout)
Lineage: Eukaryota; Metazoa; Chordata; Actinopteri; Salmoniformes; Salmonidae
Product: protein bassoon
Biological process (GO): presynaptic active zone assembly; protein localization to synapse
Cellular component (GO): axon; GABA-ergic synapse; glutamatergic synapse
Molecular function (GO): structural constituent of presynaptic active zone; metal ion binding
Source: RefSeq, a predicted model, not a curated record